CUGAGAGACAUUUGGCGCUAGUAUGACGGCGGCUCGGUUUGAGGAGUAGCUUGUGUAACCAGCUGCUUGUUUUUAACAUAGAUUUUACAAAGCUUCACCAAUAUAAGACGUGUUUCCUGUUUUAAGACUAAAAAUGCCCAGCACACGCUCCCAGAAUCAGCCCACCCUACAGUUCCCCAGGCGCAAGUCAUCCAGAUUGGGUCCUCGGCCCAAAGUCUCCUCUGAGAACACAGCGGACAUACAGGCAACCCCGCUGUCCCCUAGAAAGACAAAUGUGGUGGAUCCAAGAAAUAUCCCACUUUCUCCUAGGAGCUCUGUGUUGAAAACCACCUCUUUGUCUGAACGCUUGCCUCUGAGUCCUCGCAAACGCACCGGUGAUGAGAACGGAUGCAACCUCCCAGCUUCUCUGCUUGGUUCUCCCCCCAAACAGAGUCGUCCUGCGACAUGCUCUCCCCGUAAACUGUCCUUCAACGAAAACACGCCUGUCUUCUCUCCUCUUCGUCCCAUCCCAUCUUCACCAAAAAUUCCUCUCUCUCCCAUCUCUCGUCCGUCGCCGAAAAAGCCCCAGGAGUCUGCCCGCAUCAGUCUGUUUCCACAGACGGAGGGGAAGAAACCAGUUGCACGACUCGUUCAUGUUAAAAACUCAGAAUAUCAAAGUGUAAAGCAGGCCCUUCACACCGCAGUGCCAGAGCGUCUCCUUUCCCGUGAAGCAGAGAGAGGCGCCAUUGUGUCCUUCCUGGAGAACCAUGUGGUGAAAGCUAAACCAUCUAGUCUUUACAUUUCUGGAGCUCCUGGUACAGGAAAGACGGCUUGUUUAAACUGUGUCCUACAAGAGCAGAAGGCUCUAUUGAAGGGAGUUCAGACGGUAGUCAUCAACUGUAUGAAUCUGCGUAGCUCUCAUGCAGUCUUCCCCUUGUUGGGUGAAAAGCUGGGUGUCCCCAAAGGCCACAGCGAGGCUCGGCUACAGAAACUUCUGACCAGCUCAGGGCCCACUGUCCUGUUGGUUCUUGAUGAGAUGGAUCAGUUGGACAGCAAGUCCCAAGAGGUGCUCUACACGAUCUUUGAGUGGCCUUACCUGCCCAAAUCUCGCCUCUGUCUUAUCGGUAUCGCUAACGCUCUAGACUUGACGGACCGCAUUCUGCCUAGACUCCAGGCCAAGCCGCAUUGCCGACCCAAACUGCUCAACUUUCCCCCCUACAGCCGCGAGGAGCUCAACGCUAUCGUCCAAGACCGACUCGCGCUGGUGUCAGGUGAAGGUCUUAUGGACGCAGCAGCUGUUCAGUUCUGCGCAAGAAAAGUCUCAGCGGUGUCUGGAGAUGCUCGCAAAGCUCUUGACAUCUGCAGGAGAGCUGUGGAGAUGGUAGAAGCAACAGACCGGUCUAAAGCAACAUCUGAACCUUCAGCCAGUCCUAAAGCGUCACGGGUGAGCGUUCCUCAAGUGGCCCGGGUAUUGUCUGAGGUAUACGGUGACCGCAUGGCAUCCAGCAGCGGGGAGGACGGCGAGAGUUUUCCUCUGCAGCAGAAACUGCUUGUAUGCUGCCUGCUUCUGGUUAUUCGUAAUGGAAAGAGCAAAGAGGUCCAGUUGGGAAAACUGUGUGAAGUGUACAGUAAGCUGUGUAAACGGAGGCAAGUGGGUGGAGUCGGGCAGACUGAGUGUUUGUCUCUCUGUGGUCUGCUGGAGAGCAGAGGAAUCUUCACUCUCAAAAAGGCCAAAGAGGCUCGACUGACUAAGAUCUCGCUGAGGAUUGAAGAGCGAGAUGUGGAGAACGCUUUGAAGGAUCGAACUCUCCUUGGUAGCAUUUUAGCGGCUGGCCUGCCAUGAUGCUGAUGCAUGUAGUUUUUAAAUUUUAUUUAAUUUUAGGUCUGUGUAAAUAAUUAUAUCGCUCCUUUAUGAAAGUCUCAUUUAAAAUGAGAUUACUUGCUUGUUUGGAGGAUGAUUUGAUCCAAAAGGGUUUAUUGAAUUUUAUGUUUGUGUCAAACGUUUUUGCAAGAUUAUUUUAAUUUUUUUCAAAUGCCACACCUUCUUUAAACUUUUAAGAGAAGUAAGUGCCUUUUUGUUUUGUGCAUGAACUUUUUAAUUUCGAUUUGAACAUUUAGGCUAUACAUUUUAAUAAAGAGAAA
Paramisgurnus dabryanus is the source of this 2121-nucleotide messenger RNA. It is a transcript of the gene cdc6, whose product is annotated as cell division cycle 6 homolog (S. cerevisiae). Lineage: Eukaryota; Metazoa; Chordata; Actinopteri; Cypriniformes; Cobitidae. Gene Ontology annotation, molecular function: DNA replication origin binding; ATP binding; ATP hydrolysis activity. Gene Ontology annotation, biological process: mitotic DNA replication checkpoint signaling; cell division; DNA replication initiation. Gene Ontology annotation, cellular component: nucleus. The record is from RefSeq and is a predicted model, not a curated record.